AUAAAAAGCAGUACUCUCGAAAAUGUUCAGCUUCGCCCGUCCGUCAUUUUUCACAUGAAGACUGGAGCGACUCCACACACACACACACACUCACUCACUCACUCACUCACACACACACAGACACACACACACACACCAUGAGGCUGGUUCUUCCAAACCCCGGGCUGGAGGAGAGGAUCCCCUCUCACGAGGACCUGGAGAGGUUGGAGGAGGUUGAGGUAGGGGACCGGCCCAAAUGGGACAACAAAACCCAGUACCUGCUCACCUGCGUGGGCUUCUGUGUGGGUCUUGGCAACGUGUGGAGGUUCCCGUACCUGUGCCAGAGCCACGGAGGAGGCGCUUUCAUGAUCCCUUUCCUCAUCCUGCUCGUCUUCGAGGGCAUUCCCCUGCUGUACCUGGAGUUCGCCAUCGGCCAACGCCUCAGAAGAGGCAGCGUGGGGGUUUGGUCGGCCAUCCACCCCUACUUGACUGGAGUCGGCAUUGCGUCCAUGACGGUGUCGUUCUUAGUGGGCAUGUACUACAACACCAUCAUGGCCUGGGUGAUGUGGUACUUCUUCAACUCUUUCCAGAGCCCGUUGCCAUGGAGCCAGUGUCCUCUCAAUGCCAAUCUCACAGAUCUGGUGUCAGAAUGCAAACGCAGCUCUCCCGUGGACUACUUCUGGUACAGAGAGACGUUGAACACCUCGGAGGCCAUAGAGGAGGCCGGGGGUCUGCAGUGGUGGAUGGUGCUGUGUUUGGCUGCUGCCUGGAGCGUGCUCUACAUCUGCUGCAUCAGAGGGAUCGAGACCACAGGCAAGGCCGUGUACAUCACCUCCACUCUGCCGUACGUGGUCCUCACCAUCUUCCUCAUCAGAGGGCUGACUCUGAAAGGAUCCGUGGAUGGAAUCAAGUUCCUCUUCACGCCAGACCUGGACGAGUUGGUGAACCCGUCAACGUGGUUGGAUGCCGGAGCUCAAGUGUUCUACUCCUUCUCCCUGGCCUUCGGGGGUCUCAUCUCGUUCUCCAGCUACAACCCUAUUCACAACAACUGUGAGCUAGAUGCCGUCAUCAUCUCCAUUAUUAACGGCUGUACUUCUAUCUAUGCCGCCACUGUCGUCUACUCGAUCAUCGGCUUCCGGGCUACGGAGCAGUUCGACGCCUGCCUUAAUGAAAACAUCUUGAUGCUGCUGAACGCAUUCGAUCUGACCGAGGGAGCCAUCACAGAGGUCAACUAUGACGAAAUGCUGCGCCAGCUCAACGGCACAAUCCCAGGGUCGGAGGUCAUUCGGGGCCUGGACCUCAGCACCUGCAGCCUCAGGGAGUUCCUCAGUGACGGAGUGGAGGGAACCGGUCUGGCGUUUAUUGUGUUCACUGAGGCCAUCACAAAGAUGCCUGUUUCUCCUCUCUGGUCCGUCCUUUUUUUCAUCAUGCUCUUCUGUCUCGGGCUUUCCACCAUGUUUGGGAGCAUAGAGGGAGUCGUGGUUCCCUUGCAGGACCUCAAUAUCUUUCCCAAGAAGUGUCCAAAAGAGGUGCUCACAGGCAUUGUGUGCCUCUCAUCCUUCUCGGUCGCCCUCAUCUUCGCCCUGCGCUCCGGUAAUUACUGGUUGGCCCUCUUCGACGGCUACGCGGGCUCCAUCCCUCUGCUGAUCAUUGCUUUCUGCGAGAUGGUUGGCGUGGUCUACCUGUACGGAAUAGAUAGAUUUAACAAAGACAUCGAGUUCAUGAUUGGACACAAACCCAACAUCUUCUGGCAGGCCACGUGGAGAGUGAUCAGCCCUUUGGUGGUCUUGGUCAUCUUUGUGUUUUACUUCGUUACCAAAGUCAGUGCCACGCUGACAUACAUCACGUGGAAUCCAAGCUCGGAUAACUUCCCGGUUUUGGAGACAGUAGAAUAUCCCAGCUGGAUCAGCGUUAUCAUCUUCCUCUUGGCGGGACUUCCUAGUCUUUUUAUCCCGGGAUAUGCUUUGUGCAAGUUACUCAAGAGAUGCUGCUGCAAGAAACAAGUAGAUAAGCGUGAGGUCAACACGGUAUCUGCCAAUGUCAACAUGUAUGAAACUCAGUAGAAAUACACUGUUAUAAAUACACUGAAUACACUGAAAUAUUACACUGUUUGUUGAACAUUUCAAAUUUGAUGUUUAAUAUAAGUUUAUUUAUUCCACAGCAGGUUAUGCUUUACUUUCUUAAUAUUUGGUUUGUUAUCGUGAUUUUAUGAAGAAAUCUGAAUAAACGUAUUGAAAUAUUCAACAAUGAUUUUUUUUAAUCAUAUAAGCCAAAGGUUUAGGGACAGAUCUAAUGUACCUGUUUUUUUCCUAAUUGCAUUCCAUUUGAGGUUUUUCACAUAAUGUUGUCAAACUAUAAUUGUUUUUGUGUUGUGAUGAAAUGACACGUGACAGUGGUGGAAAUCCAUUAGGAUAUAAUCGAAACAAUAAAUAGCACUGAGGGACGAUCAUUUAAACAAAAUGACACAGUUUGGUGCUGUUCCACUGAUAUCAAAGUUUAACUUUCAUAGUGUCCGAAUGAGCUGAAAACACUGCAACAUUAGAACUGAACAAAAAUAAAUAAAGAAAAUAUCUUUGAGU
This is a messenger RNA of Pungitius pungitius (ninespine stickleback), 2558 nucleotides long. RefSeq names its product sodium-dependent neutral amino acid transporter B(0)AT1-like. The record is from RefSeq and is a predicted model, not a curated record. The transcript is spliced from 12 exons. NCBI's taxonomy places the organism in Eukaryota, Metazoa, Chordata, Actinopteri, Perciformes, Gasterosteidae. The coding region runs from base 138 to 2042 and encodes 634 amino acids. Gene Ontology annotation, cellular component: plasma membrane. Gene Ontology annotation, biological process: sodium ion transmembrane transport.